AAACACAUCCAUUUACAAAAACAAGGAAUAUUCAUAACAAUUUGGAAGAUGUUGUCGUUUAACCUCUUGCAACGUUCACUUCCAGACAACUUUCAAUUUUUAAUUUGUAAAUUAUUUGCGAAUGAAUACACAUAUUUGCAUGAAUCCAUAAUUUUGAGCCCAUAUGUCAUCAAGGAACUAUACUUUCCUGGUAGAGUUCAUGACAUAUGUCAUGCACUGUGACUUCAUAUCAUGAAAGAACCCAUAAAUAGGGCAUUUAGCAUUUAAAAAAAAAUUGCAAUAGUAAAAGCAUUGAGGAGAUUCCUACGCUUAUCUGAGGUCCAAAGGACACACACACUCAAGUGAGGAAUAAACACGUCUGCAAACAAACAACAUGACUGGACUCUUCACACCUGAUGCAAACAAGUACAUGUACAUGUACAUGUAUGUCACCCAAAAGCUCUUAUUAUAAACAGCAUUGUCACACCAUACUGAGGAUUUUCCGUGUUUGACCAGUGCCUUGUUUCCGGGAUCCGCCCCUUCAAAAGCCUUUAGGUAACGGUGCUCUUGGUGUCAAUUUUGAAAUCAGCCAGAGUUUGUCUUACACAUCGUCUUUAGUUGGCUUUCUUUGGGACUUCGUUGAAGUAAGAAAUGCUUGAAGUUGUUUUGGUGUGGUUUAAAGGCCAGAUGGUAUUCAUAAACUGGGGGAAUUUGGGAACAUCACUUAUCAAGAGCAAUGGAAAUACUGAUUUGUCGUGGUGUAGCCUUGUGAGAGAACAUUGGUGCAAGUUAAUUAACAUGAUGGAAGUACAUUUUUGAUCAAAAAGAACUGGCAUUUAUUAGUGCUGGAUCAAAGGAAAAGCAGUAUCUGUUAUUUUGAAUGCAAGAAUCUUAGAUGACGAUGAAAAGGGGUACUUUGGUAUCGUGAGUACGAGUUAACCCUCUUGUCAAAAUAUCAUUUGUGUUCAGGUAACAAUGGCAACGGCUCUAGAGAAGAUCGACCACCAUCUUAAAUGUGGCAUUUGCCAAGAGAGAUACACACACCCAAAGGUCCUGGACUGCCAGCACAAUUUCUGUCAGAACUGUCUGGAGGAAUAUUACACCGGCAGAUACAAAGAUACUCCCAAGAUUCCUUGCCCUGUGUGUCUACAGGAAACGGUUCUACCAGAUACACGCAUCCAAGGCCUGAAAACCAAUUUUCUUUUGACGGGAAUCAUCGAGGAGAUCUCUGAACAAGAAAAGUUGGCAUGUUCAGAAGAGAAGAACACGUGCCAAAAACACCAGGGAGAAAAGAAACGGUUCUACUGUGAGACAUGUCAAGAGUUAAUCUGCAAUAGCUGUGCAGUGUUAGACCACUGUAAACCACAACAUCACUACAUCGACAUUGGAGAGGCUUCUCUCAAAUACAAACAUUCACUGCAAGAUAUAUUUCUAGAUUUCAACAAAGAAAUAAAAGGACUGGAAAAAUCUUUGACUGCUUCCUCUGAUGCUCAGCAGGAGUUUGCAUGGAAUGUCACAAAGACUGUGAAAGCUGUGCAGGACAGAGCGACUAAAAUGAGAGCUGAGAUAACAUCUCAGGAGAAAAAGUUGAUUGAUAAAAUCCAACAAAUUCAGCAGGAUCGCAACCAAAUGUAUGCUGAACAUCAGAAAACAAUAAGCACUAUGCUACAAGGAAAGCAAUAUUCACUGACAGCGGCCCAAGAUUUCAUUGACACCGCGUCAGAGAGUGACUUUCUGUCCUUCUGUCCUAUCAUCAGCAAAGACUUGGAAUCACUGAAGAGUCCAAAUCUUCCCUGGAUUGAUCCCAAGCUUUCAUAUCUGAGAUUCUCUCCAGGUCAGAGGGUUGAUGAAAUCAACUUGGGCCAGCUGGAGGUGACAGCAGACACAUGGGAGAAGUGCCACACAUGCCGUGAGUUUGGGAAACAUGCUUGGUUUGGUCGAAGGCGGCUUGGUAUGGUUCAAGGCAUUGCCGCUACUCAACCUGGUGAAUUUGCUGUGGUAGAUUGCUGGAACAAGCGAGUGGUGACCUGGAGCAAUGAGGGGCAACAUAAGCAAAACAUUCCCCUGAAAUCACAUCCACGUGACACUGCAACUAUCCACAAUCAUGACAAUCAGUUGGUGGUUGUAGAUGACACCAAGUAUGUCAAGGUGUUCGAUAAGAAGAACAAGCUGGCCUUCCAGGUCCCCACAGUGCCACAGAGUGAAGUUGACGGGACAGAAGUGAACCUCUGCAGUGUAGCAGUUACGAAAGAUGGCACCAUCCUAGUGGGUGAUGUCAAGAGGAUGGUGUGGACGGAGCAUAGACCCACUGAUGGUCAGCUCCUACACACCGUACCAGUGCAGACUCCUCCUUACUUCCUGGCUGUUGAUGACUGCUCUGAUAGAGUUGUGAUCAGCGGAUUCAAAACACAGGAAGUGGGUGUUGCUGUCAGAAAUGGUACAGCACUGUCCACAAUCAAACCAAUCAUUGAUGAGAAGCCGGUGCAGUUGUGCUGUGGUAUUUACUGCCACAGCUCAAGCGUCUAUGCCGCAGUAUGCAAUGAAGCUGGCACUGGUCACAUUCACCACUAUGACCUAGACGGCGUUUUUCUUGCUUGCCUAGCUCAGGAUCUGUGGUCCCCACAUGGAAUCACAUUCAAAUCAGAUGGGCAGUUAGCAGUGGCUGACUGGGACUCAGUCAAGAUGUAUCACAAGGUGUGAUGUCAUCCAACAAGACAUUGACUAGCAAUCUCCACCAUCAUCAUCAUCCAACAGCAAAUGAUGAUGGAACUAUCCAGUCACUGCAGCACUGAUCAACUUCCAUGCCUCACUUAUUCCAAAUCUCACUUCAAAGCAAGCACAACUGAAAUACCCAAACACAACGAAAACUGAAUAUCCAUUGCCUUCUUACACCAUUCAAACCACUGACAGUUGUUUAUGGCAUUUGAUCAUUAGACCUAACAAACAUUUUCCUCUGCCAAUUAUUGCUGGUUAAUUAAUUUCUACUACUAAAUGUCAAUUAAGAAACAGGAUGUGUACACAAGAGUACCCUUUAAGCAAAUAACCAAUUCCAUAGGCAAGUUCUGAAAUUGCCAGUGGAAGGAGACAUUGUUUUGUUCACUAGGUUUCCACUCUUCUUUCAUCGCUGGUACAAAUUUCCAGCCGAAUAUUUUUGCACAGUUCACUAUGUGUAACUUCUGGUCCCACAGCAGUUGGCUACCACGUAACCCACUUCCUUCUACUUGGUAGCCCACCUCCUUCUACUGGGCACCCUACAUGUACCUCCUUUUACUGGGUAACUGCCACCUCCUUCUACUGGGCACCCUACAUGUACCUCCUUUUACUGGGUAACUGCCACCUCCUUCUACUGGGCACCCUACCUCCUUUUACUGGGUAGCAUACCUCCUUCUACUGGGCACCCUACCUCCCCCUACUGGGUAAUCCACCUCCUUCUACUGGGCACCCUACCUCCCCCUACUGGGUAAUCCACCUCCUUCUACUGGGCACCCUACCUCCUUUUACUGGGUAGCCCACCUCCUUCUACAGGGCACUUCUACUGGGUAGCAUAAAAAACUUUUCCAUCAGCUGGAAGUUUGCCAAAGAUUCCAUUUGCUUUGCAAGUAUUCCAUCAAAUACAAAAUGAUUUUAUACUUUGUAUAAUCUCAAUUCUUAACAGCUCUAAUAUGAGAAUACACCAUUUGUAAAGUUUAAUUGUGUUGCUUACAUUUCUUGCUACUCUUUUCAAUCAUAUAUUUUUCCAAACCAGUUUUUCAAGACAAAAAUAAGUCAGUGUGUAAGUUUUAUCAGUAGCUGUUUCCUGUACAAAGCCUUCAACUGUAGCAUCCUUUAGACAGUUACAAGGAUGAGUCAGAAAUUAAAUUCUUAACUCCCAUGCUAAAGGGGAUCAUCCACUGGACAUAUUAAGACUCAAACUUGGAUUCUUAACUUGUUUCUAAAAGGUGCAUUUAUUUCAUGAGAGAGUUAAUGAGAGAGUUUCAAACAUAUUGAAGACCACUUCCUCUGUGAAACGAAUAUUCUCACAACCCAAAUAAUUGUUGUUCUUUGUUGCAUAAGUUUAUUUUGUCAGCAAACGCAAGAGUUUGCUAAGCACUGAAAAGGUAUUUGCUCAGUUUUUAAUACCUGUUGGGGUUUUUCUUCGGUAUCAUGUUACUUGUACCUUGACAAAUCAGAACAUGACCCAGAAUAUUGACCCAGAUUCUUUGAUGGAUUGUAUGGAAAGUAACAAAAAGCUAAUGCUUAAGUAGUGCUUGUACUACUGGUGGGUGUCUUAGAAUCCAAUAAAUGAAACAGGAAAAAUUUA
Molecule: messenger RNA, 4279 nt
Organism: Acanthaster planci (crown-of-thorns starfish)
Lineage: Eukaryota; Metazoa; Echinodermata; Asteroidea; Valvatida; Acanthasteridae
Product: E3 ubiquitin-protein ligase TRIM13-like
Molecular function (GO): zinc ion binding
Source: RefSeq, a predicted model, not a curated record